AUGAUAGUGUACCUCUGAUUUUUUAUUGAAGAAAUUAACCUAUCAGAGCAGUAAAAUAAUACACAAAUUUAGAUAAGCAAAUAUUUUUGUUUGUUAAAAAUGGGAGAUCCAGACCUGGAAGAGUUGAGGCGACAACGUUUAGCCCAACUACAGUCUCAAUAUGGGGGAGACUCAAAAAACGAAGAUUCUCAAAAACUAAAAGAAGAACAAGCUAGAGCGCAAGAGGAUGCUAAAAAUUCAAUUUUAACUCAAAUAUUAGAUCAGUCCGCACGAGCACGCUUGAAUACAUUAAUGCUUGGUAAACCAGAAAAAGGCAAAUUGGUAGAAAAUAUGUUAAUUAGGAUGGCCCAAACAGGACAAAUAUGUACCAAGAUUGGAGAAACUGAACUUAUUAAUUUACUUGAAAAUGUAAGUGCCCAAACCCAGAAGAAAUCUUCUGUGAAAUUUGAUAGGAGGCGUGCUGCUUUAGAUUCUGACGAUGAAGAUUUCUAGCCUUACAUUUAAGUCGGUGUUGUUACUCAAAAAUUUAUUUCUCACAUUACAUUUAUAAUUUUAAUAUAUACAUCAACAACAAAAA
This is a messenger RNA of Zophobas morio, 577 nucleotides long. RefSeq names its product programmed cell death protein 5 (gene PDCD-5). NCBI's taxonomy places the organism in Eukaryota, Metazoa, Arthropoda, Insecta, Coleoptera, Tenebrionidae. The record is from RefSeq and is a predicted model, not a curated record. Gene Ontology annotation, cellular component: nucleus; cytosol. Gene Ontology annotation, molecular function: DNA binding. Bases 100 to 492 code for a protein of 130 amino acids. The transcript has 3 exons.